This is a messenger RNA of Prunus armeniaca (apricot), 327 nucleotides long. The record is from the annotation of a GenBank genome assembly. NCBI's taxonomy places the organism in Eukaryota, Viridiplantae, Streptophyta, Magnoliopsida, Rosales, Rosaceae.
AUGUUUCUUAUCACAUUAGGUCAUGGCUUUACUAAUAGAAUGGUACAAGAAAGGUUCCAGCAUUCAGGGGAUACUGUGUCAAGGUGGUUUGGGAUAAUAUUAGAAGCUAUAUCUCGAAUGGCUACUGAUCUCAUAAGUCCUAGUGAUCCUGAAUUCAAAAGAGUUCCAAAGAAAAUUAAAGAUGAUAAUCGAUAUUGGCCAUACUUUAAAGAUUGCAUUGGGGCAAUUGAUGGAACACAUGUACCAGUUGUUGUGCCUAGAGAAAGGCAAGUACCUUAUAUUGGUAGAAAAAGGCAUUACUACCCAAAAUAUCAUGGCUGUAUGUGA